AACUAUCGUAUCGUUUAGAAAUCACCGCCUAAGGUACAGCGCAUGUCUGAAUUUGUUUCCACGGUUGAUCAGCUGAUUAUGUGAGGACAUGGCGACCGUCAUCAAAGAUAUUGGCGAAAUUUGGAGCAGACUGUUUGAUCACCGACCAUUCGUUCACGGUGAAAUCACGUAUUUUUUACGAGAACUCGAGAAAAACAGAGUGUUCAACAAGUCAAAUGAAAAAUUUGAAUUUCCAAAGGAACGCAGAGGAGAUCGGGAAGUAGAACGUCUCUUCAAAAUUCUCGAGUAUUCAACGGAGCUGAGUCAGAGUCAACUAGACAGAGCGGAACAAUUGGGCGAUUGUCAUUUGCCGAGCCUCAAGGCAAACGCUGACGUUGCUCUGAGCAUGUGUGAACGAAUUCUUGACAGAGAGGAGCAAUUCUAUAACGACACAAAAAUCCAAGAAAAUCGAGAAAGAAGAAAAGUUGAAUGGCAAUGCUUCAUUAAUGACAUGAGCGACAAGUGUGAAAAAGUCGAUCGAACCUUUCAGGAAAAGGAAGAAGAACUCAAAGAGUUUUACAUCGAUUUGGAAAAGAAGCUCCACAUAGGGGCUUGAAAACCG
Molecule: messenger RNA, 601 nt
Organism: Venturia canescens
Lineage: Eukaryota; Metazoa; Arthropoda; Insecta; Hymenoptera; Ichneumonidae
Gene: Muted
Product: biogenesis of lysosome-related organelles complex 1 subunit 5
Exons: 4
Coding region: 89-595 (168 amino acids)
Cellular component (GO): transport vesicle; BLOC-1 complex
Source: RefSeq, a predicted model, not a curated record